Messenger RNA from Osmia bicornis bicornis, 1894 nucleotides. RefSeq lists its product as uncharacterized. Gene Ontology annotation, molecular function: DNA binding. Lineage: Eukaryota; Metazoa; Arthropoda; Insecta; Hymenoptera; Megachilidae. The transcript has 3 exons. The record is from RefSeq and is a predicted model, not a curated record. Bases 777 to 1259 code for a protein of 160 amino acids.
ACCAAGAUAUUUGUGACGUUUUUCUGAUUAAAAUGAUACCAAAUACGAUAUGGUUUGGACAAUUCUUAUUUAUAAUAGUAUUUUCUACAGCGUGAUUCUCUUGCUACGCAAGACAAAAGCCGUGCCGCACAAUGGAACCCCUGCUGUUUGGAAAAUUGGAAAUGAUUUUUAUUACAUUUGAAAGUUAAAGGAGGAAUUUUAGGAAUCGGUUUAUAACUUAGGAACAUAAAAUAUGGAAAAAAUAUGUUAUUAUGCCAGGGUUUCGACUUUACUUAAUCCGUUUAUUACUCGAAGAGGUUAUCGUUUAUUACCCUUGUUGCUUUCAUCGGACUGGUACUACCUGUGUACCAUGCAAGUUCGGUACCUCCACGCGGGCUAGGAGGUACCUUCGCGUUUGCAAAACGCAACCAAUCAGAAAAAUUACAAAUUUACCCCCGACGACGAAUUUCAACCAAUACAGGAAGUGAAAGUUUCUACACCGAAACCCCCACCACGAUUAGGAAGUUAUAUAUUUCUCAUCAAUACGGAACAAGAUUAGUUGUCGUUCAGACUGCAGUCACCAUGGAUUUUAGUAAGGCAGAAAUUCUCACCUUGAUUGAAGUAUAUCGAUCCAAGAGUAUGUUGUGGGACCCCAAAAACUGCGAUUAUUUUAAUAAAUUAAAAAAAGAAGAUGCGUGGGAGGAAUUAAGCGCAGAAAUAAAUAAACCAAAAGCAGUAUGUAAAAAAAAAAAAAAAUAGAAUACCUCCGAGCAGGUUUGAGGAGGGAAAAGUUGAAAAUGAAAAGAAGUGUUGGCACCGGAAAGGGAACACAAGAAGUAUAUAAAAGCCAAUGGUUUGCAUUCGAAAGUAUGCAAUUCCUAUGGGAUAAAAAUAAAUCUAGGAGGACAUUAAGUACGAUGGAAGAUCAAGUACAAAUUGUAAGUCCAGAGGCGGUAGAAGGUGAGGUGGUAGAGCAAUCAUACAUGGGACAAAAUUCAGAGAUGCUUGAGGGAGAACCUGGCCCCAGUACGAGCACCCCAUUGCGCUCAACACGAACGGUUGCCGCGAAAAAGCGGCAUACCGAGAAAGAGGAUCGUUUGGAGAGGGCAUUUGAGAUUCUGGAAACUGCGUCUGAUCCACCAUCUGACGAAUCCCAACAUUUUGCAAAUUUUGUUGCAGCGAAACUAAAAAAGCUGAACAAUUAUGAAAGGGUCCAUAUUGAAGCACGGAUAAUGCAAUUAUUUGUAGAAAUUGAACCUACAUAUAUAGAUAAUAUAUAAAAAAUAUAUACAGGGUGGCCCACAUAACUCUUAAGGGGGACGUUUCAUUUUUUCACGUAAUCUUGUAGUUUGAGGUCUUGUGAAUAUCUCUACAAACUUUCAAUUCAAAACUAAUUAAAUUGUGAAAGUUAUAGACCGUAAACCGACUUGGCGCGCAGCAACUUUAAACGCGUUUUUCUCGAAACAGGUUUUUUACAACCGGCGGUCAUGAUUUCUAAAAAACUAUUCAAUCGAUUGACUUGCAAUUUUAACUGUAUGUUCAGAAAACAUCCCUUUAUCGUCUGAACUAGGGAAAAAGUGAUACGUUGUAUAUAUUUCUUUUUAUCGCAAGAACAGUUACCAAUUUUAAGAGUAAAAUCGAUCAUCCAAGUUUGACAAGCUGCCAUUUUCUCAAAAACAAUUAUUUUUUCUUACUUAUAGUUCAAACGAUAACUACAUGUAUACAGAACAAAAUACCAUUGGAUUUUGCGGCAUCCAAGUUUACAAGGAACACAAUGCAAUAUUUUUAAUAAUAAAAAUAUUUUUAAGUACAGAAAUAUAUUGUCAAUAGAUGCACCAAAGAUGAAAUUAAAAUACUGCGAAGUUUUGCUGAAAAAAAUUCCCAAAAAACUCGUUUUUUUCCACCGAAAAAAUGA